This is a messenger RNA of Bursaphelenchus okinawaensis, 4087 nucleotides long. The record is from the annotation of a GenBank genome assembly. Lineage: Eukaryota; Metazoa; Nematoda; Chromadorea; Rhabditida; Aphelenchoididae.
AUGAAGCCGUUGGCCCUUUUAUGGUUGGUGCCGUUCUUUUUGGUCCCAGUCCGGUCCACCGUCCUCGACUGUCCCAGUCAAUGCUCGUGCGACGACAAGGUGGUCACUUGCCAAGAUGUUGAUCCAGCCACAUUGAACGUUCUCUUCGACGAAAUCGUUAGCAUUCAGGAUGGAGCUGAAUUGGACAAGCUUGUUAUCACACGAUGUUCGAGUGCCAUCAAGGAAUUCAAUGUGAAACUACCGUCCGCCUUGAAGGUGAAGUCGUUGGAGCUCUCGGGUUGUGGAAUUCAAAAGAUUGGGAACGGAGUUUUUGACAAAUUGAAUGGAUUGGAGGAACUUUUACUGCCCAACAACAACUUCCAAGUGAUUCCGCUGUUGGGCAAGCUAAACAAGCUCAAAACUCUCAACUUCAACAGAAAUAAGGUAAGAUAAUAUUACUUUUUAAAUUUUUGUUACCUAAAAUUUUAUUUUCCUUAGAUUCUUUUUGAGGUGUAGCUUUUAGGUAAUAUUUUUCUGUUGUAUCACUGCUAAAUAGUAUCUAAAUAUUUUUAAAACCUUCUUUAUUUGCUUAUAUCGUUGAUGAACUUGUUGUUUAGCUGAAUUUGAUCACAGAGGGCUCGUUCUCCGGCUUGGAUGAAUUGACUCAUUUGAGACUGAAGCACAACAACAUUUCAUCGUUCCCGGCGUAAGUGUUUUAUUAUGUAUAUUGUGUUAGCGGUCAAGGGAAUUAGCUUUUCUGCUACAGACGGUUAUUUCGUGGAUCCUCCGGUUUUUCGUCUACAACAUGCGACUUGAGAAGCCGUCAAGGGCUGACCUCGAUCUCUUCACUUUUACCGCAGGGGUUAGAGUGAGCGAUUUGGGGGAUCCAGAAUAAUCACCCGAAAUGCAUUCAGCCAUAGAAGGAAGAAUGCGCACCUGAAAGUGACAGCUGGAUACAGAGUUCGAUUUCGAAUUUGAAAAUUGAAACCGGCUUGGAAAGGAAAAAAAACUUACAAUCCUCAAAAUUAUUUUUUAAUAACUGAAAUUUUCCAUAGUUGUUAGCUUUAUAAGGUCAAAAAAUACCUAAAAUAAUAUAAUUGCAAUUUACAGGACAUCCUUAUUGGAACUAAAGACUCAUCUGGUGCUUUUGGACCUCUCACACAAUGCCUUGGCCAACGUUCCAGUCCAGAAUAUUCGAAACUCCCAAAGAUUGACGUAUCUUGACCUCUCCCACAACCACAUCACAUCAAUUGAACAGAUGGAGUUUGUCAACUUGGUCAAGCUAAAGGAGUUGAGGUUGAAUGGCAACAACUUGGCCAAUCUGAAUCCAAGAGCGUUCCUUAAUGUUCCUAGUGUCACUCAUCUCAAUCUACAGGACAACAAGCUGUCAGAAGUGCUUAUGCUCAACGCAUUUGAACAUCUUGAGGUGGUGAACAUCAGUAAUAACGCUAUCAAGAAGGUAGGAUUGUUUUUGUGCUCUAUUUCAUACCUAAUUUUAUCUUUUAUGUUGUUUUUGGGUAAAUUAUUACUUUUUGGUCUAUUUUUGUACCUAUUUUCCUUUGAAAACCACAUGGGAAAGAGACAUGAACUUCUUCACACGUAUUCUUGUUGAUUUAUAUCAUUUUUGCGUUGCCUUACGUUUAAUUUGCAGAUUCCACCGUUCAAAGACAUGACCAAUCUUCGACAAGUAAUGUUACAUGGAAACAAAAUCCAGAAGAUUGAGACAAUGACGUUCAGUUCUUGUCCAGAAUUAAAAGUGAUUGAUUUGAGGGUAAGGUAUAAUCAUACUUGGAUCUAUCUGUAUACAUAAUAUUUAGUCAUGUACCUAUGCAAACUUAUUAUUUUUAGAUGAAUGAAAUUUCUGUGAUUUCUCGGAACUCCUUCGACGCUCUACCUAACAUCAACAACGUGCUUUUGUCCAACAACAAGCUAACCUCAAUCCCUAAGGGCAUGUUUGAUGGACUGACCGCUCUUCAUCAGAUUUCUUUGGGUAACAACACAAUUACUGAAAUAAACAAAGAUUCCUUUACUGCCAUUCCCGAGAUAACAGCAAUCACCUUAGAUGGCAACAAGAUCCACAACAUUCCAAAGGAAACUUUCACCAGUAAUACCAAGUUAUUCUGGUUGAAUUUGGCUGACAACGGUCUGGAAUCCAUUGAAGAGGGAGCGUUACCUCCAUCGGUUGCUAACAUUUUGCUAAAUGGUACGUUUAAAUUGUUUUGUCACCUAAAGUUUGGUUAAAGCUAAUUGAAAUUUUUGUCUUUUCAAUAAAAUGGGAUUUUAGGUAACAGAUUAAACUGUGACGCCAAAUUUGAUUGGUUUAUCAAGUACCUCGUCUCCAACAAUGUCCGAACGUUCCUUCCUGAUCAACCAGAAGUUACGUGUAAUUCGCCUCCAGAAUACUAUGGAACCCGGUUGAAGGAUUUGAUGAUUCAGAAGGCUAACCGCACUUUGACAGAAUCGAUGAAGCAUCUUGGAUUUGACCAAAACAGCCAAGCCAAGAACGAUCUUCUUAACAGAAUCUUGCCAGCUCUUGGAAACAUGGGUGCUGGAGCUGGAGGCGACGCUUCUCCUGUCUUGAACAGUCUAAGUCAAGCCAUCCCAGCUCUGCGCAACAUUCCUGGCUUGAGUAUGUUGCCAGCACCAGAGAACUCGAACCCUGCUAGCAGGAAUCUGGAUUCAGCUGUAGAACAAUUUGCGGAGCCAUUGGUACGAUUGGCUGCUGGUGGACAAGCUGUGCCAUCUGACAUCAACAGCUUCAUUAAGUCCAUUCCCAAUCUGGUGGUCAACAUUCCUGGAGUUGGGGAUGUCGACAUCAGCAAGGUAGGUCUUUGUCUUUUGGGGCGUGCUUUAUUUUAUUACACACUUUUAAGUUUUUGGAGAAAUCUUAGCAAAUGGUUACCUAUAUUUAUUGAUUUCAGCUACCACCAAGUCUGAUUGAACACGUUUUGAAAGGAGGCCAAAUCCCUGGAGUACCAAAGGAGACUUUGCAAGGUGUAGUCAAGCAGUACAUGCAGAGAGUGUAUGCUGCUGCUGCCCAAGCCCAAGGAAAGCCACUGGACGAAAGCGUUGUCCAAGACAUUCCCAAUGUUGCCAAUUUGGACAAAGACAAGUACUUGAAGCCUCUAAACGAGUUGCCUGCUCAGUUCGUGACGAACGUGAUGAAGGGAGAUCCUUUGCCUUACUUAACACCAAGUCAAACUGACGUCAUCAAGGUAGGGCCUUUGACGUUGUCACAUUGAUAUGAUAUUGAUGAUUGUUUCUGUAAAUUUUACAAAAUUCUGUGAAGUUUUAGUUAUUGUUAUAUCAACUCUUUUUUAGGGUUUCUACACUCAAGGUAUGACAGUAGAAAACCCAGUGAACGGAAGUGGAAACAGUCUUCAAGGAAUGAAUCCUAACACAUUGAACAUGCUGAAGCUGUUGCCUCCAGGAUACGAUUGGAGCAAGCUUCCUCCGAGUGUGACAAAAGCUGUCAUGAGAGGAGAAAUGCCUAAUUUGUCUGACUUGCCCAAGGACCUCCAGGAUCACAUCAGAGAGAACCUGGAUUCACUAAUCAAGUCUAUGGGCAAUACUGUAGGUUCUAUGAUUAAUAUACUUUUGUUUGACAACUACCACGAUGGUUAUAGUUUACCUUCAUUUAAUAAUGUCAAUGAUUACUUUUCAGCCUGAACUCUCAAUCGACGAAAUCAUGAAGAAACUGCCCAACUUUACUCGCGUCGAACAAGAAACCUUUGCUCCAUAUGACAUCAACAAGAUCGACGCCGACUUGGUGGUCAAGGACACCUUGGACGUGGAAACGAUGCGAUUUUACAUUGCCAUAGCGUUGGGAUUGGUCUGCGCCGUGACGGUGGUCGUUCUAGCACUAUUCUGUUGGUACGGACGACAGCAACGAAUGGAGGAACGCAUCGUACAACCACAUCUAGGACCUCUGGGGUCCAGUACUCCUCGAAGGCCAAAACUUUCGUUCGACGAGGAAGAUGACCUCGAACGAGGCGUCCCUCCCUUCCCUGAACCCCACCCUCACUUGUCAACAUCAAGGAGCUCGAGACUUAACGAUUCCGCCGUAUAUCAACGACAUAACAUAUCCAGCUCACAUCAAUACGUGUAA